AUGUCUGGUGCGGAGCUUGCUUUGGCCAUUGUGCCACUCGUUAUCGUACUGGUUGAACAUCACCGCACCGUCUUGAGAAAGGGCAAGGCUUUGACUUUGUCCAGAAUCAGCAAUGACCAACAACUAGACUUUUACCAAGACCUGCAUGGAGAGCUGACUCUCCUCAACAUGAUCUUGGAAAAAGUACAUAUCAAGUCCGCCAGGGUGAGGCUCAGCGGAGCACAGCCAGAGAUCACUCAGGCGGAAUCAAUCGAGAUCGCACUUGGACACAGCGCAAAAGACUUUCAGACCAUCUUGGAUCGGGUACUGAAGAGCAUCAACGAUCUGGUGCGAGAAAAGUCAAAUGCGCUGACAGAGGACGAUAUCGAAACCCAGCGUACUAUGCUCCAAAGGCUCCACCGCCUCGAGGAAAGAAUCGAAACCGGCAAAGCAUCGAAAUCGGCCCGUGAAAAGUUUCGAUUUACCCGGAACGAGAAGACUCGUAAUGUGGCGAUGAAACGCAUACAAGACGGUGUGUGGAAGCUGGAGCGUUUGUUGGGUUCUUCAACAGAGAUCUUCGACCAUCAAAGUCGUGCAGCGCGGCGAAGGACUCCCGCGAACAGAAUGAAGAGACACCCUGAGGAACUAUUCAGAAAACUGGCGAGUAAAUGGCCUUGCUCCUGCAACGCUCGGCAUCUUGCAAAAUUGUGCUUAUGGAAUUGUUGUUGUGCGAGCGACAACAGCAAUGGCUCCGAUGAUAGUCUCGGCAUCAUCGUAUCUGUGCCUGUCGAUGGGCAAAAUUCACCUCACUGGACUGAAACCACUAUCCACGUUACUGAUAGCCAAGAAGAUCAAAUCAGUGAGAACAAUCGUGGUGAACCCCAUGUUCGAUUCGCAGGCGGCCACGCGCCGCCCACUUCCCAUUCAGCACUGCCUGGUCGCAACAUCGAAUCUGAGUCGUUGUGCGACCUCCUAGAAAAAGCAAAGAACCCGAAUAUAAGCCUUCAAAUCUUGUUUCAGAAUGGCAUACUCUGGCAACAAAAGGCCAAGCGUUCGCGCCUACAGAUUCGCCAUCAGUUGGAUGCAUCUCUGAGAAGUUUGCUCGAAAGUGACCAACGCUGGAAACACUGCGAUCUUCGUGACAAGUCGAUAUUGGCCGUGACUCUAGCGCAUGCGGUGAUGCACCGCUCCAAAGGUCCUUGGCUGCAUGCGGACUUAAACAAGGACGAGAUCUUUUUCUUCCGGAAGAACAAUGGUCAGCAUCCUGAUGUUAGUCGGCCGUUCCUUGCGAUGGACUUUACAAGGCUAGAGACAGGACCCGAUGAAGAGGAUGAUCUGUUCUCAAUCCAUUCAAAUCCUACUCUGUUGUCUCUGGGUGUUCUACUACUCGAGAUCACUAAUGGAACUUUGAUAGAGAAUCAUUGGGAUACAGAAGACCUGACAGAUGGCUCGACACAGAAUGAUAGUACCAACUUGACAGCAGCCCUUCGUCUGCUGAGGAAGUCCGACGGUAAAGUGGUGAUCGGGUUGCAGAAGGCGAUUCCUACAAUGACAGGCUCCACAACUGGCCCUGCCGCCGAUUCUCAAGUUGCUGCCCGUUCGACCCACACGCUCGCCCCUAAAGAACCGAAACGACAACCAUGGCGCGAGAUCUGGCCUGCGCCUCGCGAGCCUCAACAGCAGGCACAAAUAUAUGGCUUUGCCAAAGGGGAAAUAAUGGUGUUUGAUGGCAACGCCGGCAAUUUUUUCGCUAGAGAUGGCUGGAGCGUGGAACAAGAGAGCGAGACACAACCAGAAUAA
Messenger RNA from Alternaria burnsii, 1779 nucleotides. RefSeq lists its product as uncharacterized. The transcript has 4 exons. NCBI's taxonomy places the organism in Eukaryota, Fungi, Ascomycota, Dothideomycetes, Pleosporales, Pleosporaceae. Bases 1 to 1779 code for a protein of 592 amino acids. The record is from RefSeq and is a predicted model, not a curated record.